GAGUACUCCCUAUAUAUCAAUUUCGGUCUAAAUUGGGGUACAGUCAGUCCGUAACUUCACUUCUAUAAAUAUAAGCCAACACAACGUAACUUAUUAUUUAGCCAACCGAAUAAUUUCGUCUUUGCUGACUGGAAUUGUUCACAUCUUUAUGUUGUCACCCAUAAUUAUUGUUCAAAUAAAAUUAAAAAAAAAAAUUAUGUAUAUUUAUACACGCCUCAAACCAACCACUGUUAUCACAAUCACUUAAGAGAGCAAGCAAAUUAAAUUUUCUUUUACACAGCUUUCUUAACUUCGUAUUACACACUUUAUUUAUAAUAUACCAUCUCAUACCAUAAUACAAAUGGCUUCCACAUCAAAAAUUUCUAGUUUUAAGCUUCAGUGUUGCAUGUUUUUAGUACUAAUUGGUGCAGCUACGGCUCAGUUAUCAUCAAAUUUCUAUUCAAGCUCGUGCCCAAAUGCGCUCUCCACAAUCCAAUCCGCGGUUCAAGCUGCUGUGAAGAAUGAGUCUCGUAUGGGAGCAUCCUUGCUUCGACUUCAUUUCCAUGAUUGCUUUGUUAACGGAUGUGAUGCUUCAAUUCUACUCGAUGACACUGCAAAUUUCACCGGAGAAAAAACAGCCGGGCCAAAUGCAAACUCAGUGAGAGGUUACGAUGUAAUUGACACAAUAAAAUCACAAGUUGAGAAUGUAUGUGCCGGUGUUGUAUCUUGUGCUGAUAUCUUAGCUGUUGCUGCUAGAGACUCCGUGGUCGCGCUUGGUGGGCAAAGUUGGACAGUGCAAUUAGGAAGAAGAGAUUCGACAACAGCAAGUCAAAGUGCAGCAAAUGUGAAUGUUCCAGCCCCAACUUUGAAUCUUUCCCAACUCAUUACAUUCUUCUCCAACAAAGGCUUUACCACCCAAGAAUUAGUGGCUUUAUCCGGUGCUCACACUCUAGGCCAAGCAAGAUGCACUAGUUUCCGAACACGAAUCUAUAACGAAACUAACAUAAACUCUACACUAGCAACAUCUCUACAAGCAAAUUGCCCUAGUAAUGGAGGCGACAACAACCUAUCACCUCUCGAUAAAACAAGCCCUACAACGUUCGACAAUGCGUACUUCACCCUCUUGUUGAGCCAAGAAGGUCUUCUUCACUCCGACCAACAAUUGUUUAGUGGGAACGGUGGAACAACUGACUCUCAAGUCUCAUCUUAUAGUUCGAGUUCUUCGACAUUCUUCACGGAUUUUGCCAAUGCUAUGGUUAAGAUGGGUAACAUGAGUGUUCUUACGGGCACAAGUGGAGAAAUUAGAACUAAUUGUAGGAAGACUAACUGAUUUAAAAUUUAAGUUUAAACUCAAAAAAAAAAAAAAAAAAAAAUUACUUAAGAGUUUUAAUUUUGUGCUUGAUGUAUAGUAUAUAUAUUUUUAAGAAAAAUGGGAAAUAUUGGGGUGAUUUAUGAUAUUUGUAUGGAUUACUGAAUUGUGAUAUAAUUUUAAUGUAAUUAUUGUCAAGCUUCAUCAUUUUAGUAAAGAUUGGUUAUUUUUGUGAA
Chenopodium quinoa (quinoa) is the source of this 1524-nucleotide messenger RNA. Its product is annotated as cationic peroxidase 1-like. NCBI's taxonomy places the organism in Eukaryota, Viridiplantae, Streptophyta, Magnoliopsida, Caryophyllales, Amaranthaceae. Gene Ontology annotation, biological process: response to oxidative stress; hydrogen peroxide catabolic process. The coding region runs from base 341 to 1309 and encodes 322 amino acids. The transcript is spliced from 4 exons. The record is from RefSeq and is a predicted model, not a curated record. Gene Ontology annotation, molecular function: peroxidase activity; heme binding.